Gracilinanus agilis (Agile Gracile Mouse Opossum) is the source of this 2239-nucleotide messenger RNA. It is a transcript of the gene GABARAPL2, whose product is annotated as GABA type A receptor associated protein like 2. Gene Ontology annotation, molecular function: ubiquitin protein ligase binding. The coding region runs from base 146 to 499 and encodes 117 amino acids. Gene Ontology annotation, biological process: autophagy of mitochondrion; autophagosome assembly; cellular response to nitrogen starvation. Gene Ontology annotation, cellular component: cytosol; autophagosome membrane; autophagosome. NCBI's taxonomy places the organism in Eukaryota, Metazoa, Chordata, Mammalia, Didelphimorphia, Didelphidae. The record is from RefSeq and is a predicted model, not a curated record. The transcript has 4 exons.
GCCGCCGCCGCCGCCGUCGCCGCCUCCUCCUCCUCCGUCGCUGUCGCCGUCGCCGCUGUUGUUGUUGUUGUCGAGGCCGGGUUCGUCCGGUCCCACCCGCGGCUCCGAGAGCCGGCUCCGUCCCUUCUCCGCCGCCGCCGCCGCCAUGAAGUGGAUGUUCAAGGAGGACCACUCGCUGGAACACAGAUGCGUGGAGUCUGCCAAAAUCCGAGCCAAGUAUCCAGACCGGGUCCCGGUGAUUGUGGAAAAAGUCUCAGGCUCUCAGAUUGUUGACAUUGACAAGCGGAAGUACCUAGUUCCAUCUGACAUCACUGUGGCCCAGUUCAUGUGGAUCAUUAGGAAACGGAUCCAGCUACCCUCAGAGAAAGCAAUCUUCCUGUUUGUCGAUAAAACAGUCCCACAGUCUAGCUUAACUAUGGGACAACUUUAUGAGAAGGAAAAAGAUGAAGAUGGAUUCUUGUACGUGGCCUACAGUGGAGAGAACACUUUUGGCUUCUGAAGGCCAGUGCCCAUUUAGGUGCAUCUUUCCUGCUUGUGUAUCUUGUAAAUAGCCGGUCACUUUCAGUUAUUACACCAAACCCUCUUCACAUAAACCCAUAGUGCAUUUGUAACUGGAUUUAUUUCUUAAUAUAUUGAAAGGUCUUGUUUUAUUAGACUGGUAAAUUAUCAGAGUUUUAUUUUCAUUUUCUUUUCUUUUUUGUGCAUUGUCCUCAUGGCUGCAAGCUCUAGGGGGCUCUGUGCCUCUGGAACUCGUAUUUAAUGAAGUUAUUGCAAUAUUGAGAUGAGAUAGUUGGGGGACUUAUUCUGGAUUAUGUUUGAGGUGUUAGUUGGAUAAGUAUUAAAAGCAUCUAAGUUAAAUCCUUAGCAGUCAGGUCACUCGCUUCACUAGAUUAUUCCAACUGCCAAUCAUGUUGGCCUGAGCUAAUCUGUUCUUUCUGAACUCCAUUGAGGUGAAUAAUGACAAUAAAAUUUCCUCUCACAAAGGCACUGUAGUGUGACACUGUCCUUCAUUUACCUCUUCUGGGCUUGCUAAAUAGCUAGUUAUUAUUGCCUAUUGCAAAAGGAGAGCUGGUGGGAGUGGUAGAUAGUUUGAGGAGUGGAACAGUGAGGAGUGGUUCAUGCUAGCUGCUCAGGAAAGGCACACAGUUCUAAUUGCAUAAGCCCAAAGUAAAGAUUCUGGAAUUACAGGGGUGAUGAUAAGUAGUAGUAAAAGACAGCAUGUUUUCCAUUUGUUUAAGAAAAAUCAGGUGUUGCCUAACUAAAUAAGGGGCUCAUUUCUGCCCUUUUCCUAGGUACUGAUUAUUCAACCCUUUCUCCCCAAAACCAAGAUGAGAGCCAGGCAGGCCAAGUGAUUUCAUCCCUGUUUUUAGUAAACUAUUGGAAAUGUCUUCACUUUCCACACAAACUAACAUACUUGUGAGUAGAGCUGAUUGUAUUCUCCACUCAGUUUCUGGCCUUAAGCAGAGAUUUAAGCAGCCUCACUCACAGUUUGUGAUCUGGUUCCUCUAAAAAGCCCCAGAUUAUACAGGCAUCCUUAUUAAAGUCUGCUUGUUUGCUUACUGUUGGAAUAUUAGCCAUACAGAGUGGGUGGAGGAAACUGUCUCACCUUGCUACUGUACAUUAGGCUGGUCUAUCACAAAUCUGACUUACUGGAAUCAGUACUACCUUGCUGAUUUCUGGCUGAGGAUUUAAACUAAUAGCAGAGGAGAAAUGACUUCCUUGGGGAAGAGAUACAGAGAAACUACUAGGGGGAGAAGUACAGAAGGGAACUCUGGAAUUGCAUGUAAAGAUUUAAAAGGAAAGCAGAUCCUACUGAGAGUCAGCAUGAUGAUACAAGUAGAAACAGCAUGGAACAGUCAGAAGACCUGGCUCUACCACUUAUUAGAUGCGUGACACUGGGCAAAUUAUUUAACCUGAGUCAGUUUCCUCAUCUGUAAAAUGGGAAGAUUUUUGUGAGGAUAAAAUCAGCUGGUGUAUGUAGAAGCACUUUAACUGUGAACUUAGUUUUCUAAAAAAGAACUUAACAGUAAGUCUGCAGAGGAAAGCAUCUCUUUGGAUUUCUCUAGUCAUCGGCUGUUCCAUUUACUUUGCUUUUCUCAUCUGACCAAUCUGUUUUCUUUUGUUAAAAUUAAAUGUUUUGUGAAAAAAGGUAAUAUUGAAAAUCAGCAUAACAACCUAAACUUGUUUAAUAACCAUUUACAGUUAAAUUAAUUUCAGUGAAUAAACCAUUAUAACUUUU